Ceraceosorus guamensis is the source of this 1074-nucleotide messenger RNA. RefSeq names its product putative FUN34-transmembrane protein. The coding region runs from base 96 to 818 and encodes 240 amino acids. Gene Ontology annotation, cellular component: plasma membrane. Lineage: Eukaryota; Fungi; Basidiomycota; Exobasidiomycetes; Ceraceosorales; Ceraceosoraceae. The record is from RefSeq and is a predicted model, not a curated record. The transcript has 8 exons. Gene Ontology annotation, molecular function: acetate transmembrane transporter activity.
CCCCGCAUCACCUCCCGUCUACCACAGCAUCCUUUCCAUCGGUCUUGUCACUUUACCCAACUCUUUCACCUCUUCCAACCCUCGAAGCAGUCAAAAUGUCGAACGAGCACGCCACUCAAGAUGCCGAAAAGGUCUACAGCGGUGGUGCGCCCACUCAACGUGCCGUGACACCUGGCGGACACAACAUCGACACCACCCAGCCCGCCUUCCCAGUUUUCCACCGCAAAUUCGCUAACCCCGCUCCUUUGGGCCUGUUCGGCUUCGCGGCAACUACUUGGACUCUGUCGUUCUACAACGCCGGCGUUCGCGGCGUUUCUGUGCCCAACGCUGUCAUCGGUCUUGCAGUCGCUUACGGUGGUCUGGCCCAAUUCGUCGCUGGUGUUUGGGAGUUCGCAUCCGGAAACACAUUCGGCGCUACCGCUUUCUGCUCUUACGGAGCCUUCUGGUGGAGCUACGCUGCCCUCUUCAUCCCAUUCUUUGGUGUCCAAGAGGCUUUCAUGGCCGAAAACGCUUUCGACUCCCAGUUCACUUCCGCUGUCGGCAUCUAUCUCACCUCUUGGGGAAUUUUCACUUUCAUCAUGCUGCUCGCCUCUUUCCGAGCUUCCAUUGGUCUCGCCUCUCUGUUCCUCUUCCUGGACAUCACCUUCUGGCUCCUGGUCGGCGCGGAGUUCAGCGGCAACUCCAUGGUCGAGGUUGCUGCUGGCGCUUUCGGCAUCAUUACUGCUGCCAUCGCCUUCUAUGUCGGCGCUGCCGGCUUGCUGACUCCCGAAACCAGUCUCUUCACCCUCCCUGUCGGUGACCUCUCUCGCAAGGACUGAGCGUCGCCGCCAAUGGACGCAGACAGCACGGUGUCAUGUCAAUGCGCUUCGCCGUCCAGCCGAGACUGCACACUCCCUGCUAACCUUCGCACGACUGCAUUAUAUCCAGCUCCGUUCCCGUAUCCAGUCUCUCAUCAUCGAGUUCUUGUACCACUUCCACACCACACUGGUGGAGCAACGGUCUUUCAGGGUAAAGCGUCCCUCGGCCUUUGCUCAUCGCGGUCUUUGACUUGCAUUGACAUCGAUUUCGAACGAG